Molecule: messenger RNA, 3442 nt
Organism: Dromiciops gliroides (monito del monte)
Lineage: Eukaryota; Metazoa; Chordata; Mammalia; Microbiotheria; Microbiotheriidae
Gene: SCAMP4
Product: secretory carrier membrane protein 4
Exons: 7
Coding region: 146-835 (229 amino acids)
Biological process (GO): protein transport
Cellular component (GO): recycling endosome membrane; trans-Golgi network membrane
Source: RefSeq, a predicted model, not a curated record
GUGGGGGCGGGGGAGGAGAAGACGAGGAGGCAGCCGGCGAGCGUACAGCCUGUUGCUAAGCCUUGAAGGAAGCUCCGUGCUCGGGCUGCGCUCAGGGUCACUGUCCUCAUCAGCCCACUGACUUGUGAGAGCUUCUGGACCAGCAAUGUCAGAAAAAGCUAACAACUUCCCUCCACUGCCAAAGUUUAUCCCUCUGAAGCCCUGCUUCUACCAGAACUUUGCUGAUGAGAUUCCAAUAGACCACCAAUAUAUCGUGAAAAGGAUUUACCAUUUAUGGAUCUUUUACUGCAUCACCCUCAUGGUGAAUCUCAUUGCCUGCCUGGCUUGGUGGAUUGCCGGUGGUGAUGGAGUGAACUUUGGCCUGGCUAUACUCUGGUUGGUUCUCUUCAGUCCUUGCAGCUACGUGUGCUGGUUCCGGCCUGCCUACAAAGCCUUCAGGGCCGACAGCUCGUUUAAUUUUAUGGCGUUCUUCUUCGUCUUUGGCGCGCAGUUUAUCCUGACCAUCUUUCAAGCAAUCGGCUUCCCCAAAUGGGGAGCAUGUGGCUGGUGGUCAGCAAUCUUCUUCUUCCAGACAAAUGCCGCGGCCGCAGUGUUCAUGCUCUUCCCGGCCAUCAUGUUCACCCUGUCGGCGGCCAUCAUGUGUGUGGUGCUUGUGAGGGUCCAUCGGUUCUACCGUGGCUCGGGCGGCAGCCUCCAGAAAGCCCAGGAUGAGUGGACCACAGGAAGCUGGAGGAACCCACCCACCCGGGAAGCACAGUUCAGCAACUUCUCAGGCAACAGCCUGCCCGAGUACCCCACUGUGCCCAGCUAUCCCUCUGGCAGCCACUGGCCCUAGGCUGAGCCCAGCCGGCCAGUGGCACCUUCUUUUUGCUUAUUUUGAUUUAAAAGUUUGUUUGCAUUUGUUCUCCCCACCCCCUCCCCCCAUCAUCCAGUGGGGGAUGGGAUGGGGAUGGGGGGAGGUAUUUUACUUUUCAGUGGGAGAGACCAAGCUUCCCCAACAAUGAGGUUUCCUUUGGAGCAUCCUUUAGAAUUUGGCACAUGACAUGUAUCUGUGCCUGGCUGCCAGUAUUCGUUCAUCUCACUUCAGUCCCUUCACUGUCACUGGCCAGGGAGCCUUCUUCAACCAGCUUCCUUAUAGCAGUGACCCCACAGCUUCCCCUGGAAAGGCUCAGUUACUAAUACGCUCCAAGUCCUUCCCUUGACCCUUUGUACCCUGAGGCCCGCUGGGUAAUGCCCUUCCACCUUCCACUCCUGUCAAGCCCAUCAGAAACCACAGACUCUAAAGGAGUCGUCAUGGGUUGGGGGCCCUCGCCCUGACAGCUGAGCAGGAGCCAGGUUCAGACAGACUCAGGGGCACUAGCAUGACUUACAGUUUGGAAGGAAGUAGAGAACUGGUGUCACCUAAGGCAAGGCUGAGUCAGCCUGAUCCGGCCCCGUUGGCAGAAGAGCCUAAUCUGCAAUUACUCCAUUGUCCCCUGAGUUCCCCCUUCCAAGGAGAAUAGUGCAUACGUUGGACUUGCUAGUGGAGGAAGGUCCCAUUGGCUGUUGUAGAUUCAUUGGCUACCUCUAGCUCAGGCCACUGGUCAGCCUGGAUCAGACUGAGUCACUCUUCUGGGCUACUUUUUGUGCCAGAUCAUCCUUAGAAGCCUCUAUCGCUUGACCUUAGACUGAUAACCUAGGAGGCUCAUGGUGCUUUUGUAUUGCGUUGGCUAGAGUCUGGUUACAGGAGGAGUUUGCCAAGACUAGGAACCUUCUACAAAAACAGAGAAAUGAAACCCCUUCAUUGGCUGAAUUGGUGGAGAGCAGGUGGGCAUUUCCCCAGCCUCGUGAAAGGCUCAGGAGUGUCCUCCUCUCAGCAUGUGAGCAAAAAUAAGGUCAAGGGAAGACAGUUCUUUUACUGAAGUCAGAGUUGGCAUAUCAUACAUUGGUGCAUGUCUGCAGCCUGUGUCCUGACAAAAACUGGAUUAAAGUCAGAAAAUAAGAAGGUGCCUCACCCUCAGGGGCCUCUUCAGGAAACAUAGUGGUCGUCCUCUUGCACUUACAAGUUUGCUUUACAGUUACCUUUCUCUUAAGCAUUAACAGGUUUGGGGCUGCUGCAGGACUCCCAGGUCCACAGUAUAAUCUUGUCACCUCCCCUUGAUUUUCCUUCCAGUUGUUGACUCUGGUUUGGGGCCAGAGUGAGGAGCUGGGCUGAUCUGUGAUCUUUCAUCACAGGCCCGGCCUCCUUCCCCCCGGGAUCCCCAGGACCCUGGUAACAAGCUCUCACAAACCCAAGCUGGAAGCACAGGCUGGGGUGACCUGCAAACACAAUUCUCAUCCAUUCAUAACAAUGCUUUACAGCUAUCUCCUUGCAGAAAAGCCUCCGAUGGAAGGAACUGGGGGGGCCAAGGGCUUCUCCCCAGUCCUCAGAGACAGCUGUUUGGCUGCAGCCCCAGAGGUGUGAGGCUGUCCCCACAGCUGAGCUCUCCGGUGGGUUUUUUCGGUUCUCCAUCCUCACCUGCAGCCUUCUCACAGCAGGGCAGAACCUCUGAGGGCACUGCUGCCCUCACAUACUGACCUGGCCCUGGAGUGAGCUUUCAGUGGAAAUAAUUACUACAAGUCUAUGUGCCUUAAGAAAGAACUAGAAAAAAAAUGUUUGGGUUUUUCUUUUUAGAUUUUAGGUGACAAGUUUUCCCUCCUUUGGGUCCGUUCUCACAUUUUCCUAAAAGAUUUUGUAAACAUUUAUAGAACAGAAAUUGAUAUGCAGUCACUGGGAUCUGUGGAACACCUUUGUUAACAGGCCAAAAACCAAAGUUUUGUAACUUUUAGCACAACAACAAAGGCUCCCUGAGAUGUUUGUUCCCGAGAUGUCUGUGACUCCCCAAAGUAGUCAUCUCCUUGACCUCUGAUUUCCUCUCCAUUCCUAAGACAGCGACUGCUUUCCUGCUGCACUCCUUUGUAAAUACAGGGACUGCUGCCUCGCACCAAGUUCUCCGAUGCAGCAGGAUCCUGUUCCUCCUCCCCUCCCCCCUUAUGUGAUGUGCACAGAAUGAAUGUUACAGGUGACUGCCGCCCCUCUGUCCACAGUGGCCAGACGGCCUGGCCUCUCAUUGCCUGUUAGAGGACAGGAGGAUCCACCUGUCUGCCAGCCGCAGGUCCUGAGCCCAGAGUGCUGAGCUCCCGCUAACCUUCCAAAAACAUGCCUCCAGGCCCAGAAGCAGCUUGCAAGAACCCUGGCUGGAAGGACACACUGUGUAAACCAUUGUGGCUUAUUUUUGUAAUUAUUUUUUUAAUAUAUAUAUUUCUAUUAGACUCGUACGGCAUUAACCCUGGGGGAGGGGAAAGUAGUUUUUGGAGUCUGCCAACAAGUUUGUUUCCCCUCCCCUCUUUGGCAUCAUGUUAUAUUGUGGUGGUUUUUGUUAUGCGAAAUUAUCCUUAAAAUAAAUCCUUUUUCUGCAUCAGA